GUGGUUUUUCAGAAGGCGAAAACGGUCACACUGCCCGCACAAAAGAAAAUUUUUGACGAAAAUUGUUUGAGAUUUCCGUUUCUAAUUAACAAUGAUGAAUUAAUUAACGCUGGAAUUAGCACAAGCUGUAACUUCAGACAAUUUCUCUGAUCCAGGGCAAUAGAAAGCAAUGGCUGUGCUGGGCGCCCAAUUGGUCAUCACCUUGGUGAUGGUCAGCGUUAUCCAGAAGUUGAGUCCACACUACUCGUUCGCCAAGUGGAUCCUGUGCCGCACCGGGCUGUAUCGAUACCUGCAUCCAACGGACGAUGAGCUGCGAUCCCGUGGCGGAGUGCCCAAGGAAAAGCCGCCCAAAGGCGGUCGAAAUAAGCAGGCAAAUGGAUCAGGAGCAGCGGCUGCACAGUUCCACAUACCGCGCAGUAUUGAGGUGGAUCUGCUAACGUCACCAGUGUUGGAGCGGGAUGUAGUCCACCUGCGAUACUUCACCGAAUACCAGUGGCUGCUGGACUUCAGCGUCUACACGGGGAUCGUCUACGUGGUUUCCGAGCUGUUCCACUUCUACUACCCGCUGCGCCACGAGAUCAACCUGAGCAUGGUGUGGUGCCUGCUGGUCAUCUUCUUUGCCCUAAAGCUGCUGUCCUCGCUCACGGUGCUCUACUUCCAGAGCGAGGAGUCCAUCGGAGAGAGGUCGAUGGUGAUUGUUGCCUGUUUGGUUUACCUGCUGGUGGCCAUGGUCGUGCUGAUCGUUGACGAGCGCAUUCUGGAGACGGGACUGGAGGAUGCCUAUGCGAGCUUUAAUGCCAGCGCGUCCAAGUUCCUCACCGAGCAGGGCCUGCCAUCAUCUGGUCCCGCCUCGAAGAUCGUGGUCAAGUUCUUUUUGGCCAUGGGUUGCGGCUUGCUCGGUUCGCUGUUCACCUUCCCCGGCUUGCGGAUGGCCAAGAUGCACUGGGACUCACUAAAGUACUGUCGUGGCAACCGGUUGCUGCAAGUGCUCCUAAAUCUCAGCUUCGUGCUGCCCUUUAUUCUGGUCAUCCUGUGGAUUCGGCCUAUUAGCCGCGAUUACCUGACCGUGCGCGUCUUCCAAGGAAUGCAACAGCCACUACUGAAGCCACAUGUUUUUGAGACACUCCGCCUGCUGCUAGUAAUCUUUGUGGUAGUGGUCCGCUUCGCCUUGAUGCCCAUAUAUCUGCAAUCGUACCUGAAUCUGGCCCACGACAAGAUCAUGGAUCUGCGCAAAGAGGCCGGUCGGAUUACCAAUGUAGAGUUCAAGCAGAAGAUCUCGUCUAUUUUCUACUAUCUAUGUGUUGUGACCCUGCAAUUUGCUGCCCCACUGAUCCUAUGCCUAUAUCUCACACUUAUGUACAAAAGUUUGGGCGGCUUUAGCUGGGCUGGUAUCUUCCGGGAGAGUGUUGUUCUACAGCACGAGUGUGCGGCUAGCGAAACGGAAGGAGCUGGUGGUGCCGUUUCCCAAGGAGAUGGUGACUUUAAUAUUCUUGAGUCGGCGCAAUCGCUGCAGGCUUCAUUUAGCAGCCUGAAAAAUGUUUUCUCCACGGAGGUGUACAAGGGUUUCCUGGGCUUUGCCACCUGGUGGAGCUACUUUACCCUGUUCGCCACUUCCUCGCUGGGCAUUGUCUACCAAUCAUAUUUCAACAAGACCUAGAUACAUUUAAUUAUACACCUAUCCCCGUAGUAGUAUGACUCUGUUCUUUUGUAGUGAAUUUGUACCGCACACGAAAUUGAUAUUAAUUUCUACUCAUGUGGAGAGUAUCGUGAUUUACAAUAUGUUUUGUAAAUAAUACUACCUUUCUCAUUGUUUAUAAAGCGUGUUAUAGACUUUUAACCAGGCUGCCCUGAGAGUAACCAAAGUAAUUACAAAAAUAAAUAAAUAAUCUAAAACAGA
Drosophila erecta is the source of this 1897-nucleotide messenger RNA. RefSeq names its product transmembrane protein 161B (gene emei). Bases 170 to 1657 code for a protein of 495 amino acids. The transcript is spliced from 7 exons. Lineage: Eukaryota; Metazoa; Arthropoda; Insecta; Diptera; Drosophilidae. The record is from RefSeq and is a predicted model, not a curated record.